UAGGUUUGACUUAAUGGAUUUCCCGCCCCUGAGCAACCGAUAAAUCAAGAAACAGGAAGAAAGAGUGAAGUCCUGUUUUCUGAAAGAUUUCCACCAAGUUAACUUUGAAAGCUCACGUGGUUACAGUGGAGCAGAAACACAUAUCUGUUCAGUUUUUAUAGAUUUUAAAGUUACAAGCUGUGUAAACACUCUCACUGAGAGAUGACAAUGAGGAGCAGCAAGACGUUUAAAGAUGAGGACUUGGAAAAAUGGCGUAAGAUUGAUACUGGGGGGUUCGGUACUGUCUACAGAGUCUUUCACAAUAAAAUGACAACAGAUGUCGCCGUCAAGAUUCUUCAUCAGGAUGCAUGCUCCUCUGAAACACUGAUCAAAGAGGCUAACAAUCUGAAAGAAAUGUCCUCUUCAUAUGUUCCGAAGGUGUAUGGAAUUUAUCAGGGAAAGCCACCUCAUGAAAAUUCAGAGAAGCAGGGAAUAGUCAUGGAGUUUAUGAAAAGGGGAUCUAUUCACACCCUGCAGAAGGACUUAUGUGGUCCUCCACCACUGCCACUAGCCGUUCGAUUGGCCCAUCAAGUGGCUUUGGGGAUGCAACACCUUCAUUUAAAGAACUUUCUUCACCAUGACCUUAAACCAAGCAAUGUUCUCCUUGAUGACAACUUCAAUGCCAAGCUGGCAGACUUUGGUCUUUCCAGGGUGACCACCAGUGUUUUAUCCAAUUUUGAUCAACCAACAGGGCGUUCAGGCACUUUUAAGUACAUGCCACCUGAAGCUUUUGAUUUAAACUAUAAACCCGUUCGCUCUUUUGAUGUUUACAGCUAUGGUAUCCUCCUUUGGUCUGUCUUUACUGGUGAAGAACCCUAUGAAGGGUGUACACCUACCCUUGUGGUGCUCAAGAUUCCAAAGGGAGACCGGCCAGAUGUCAUUCUUUGCCUGAAACAGGAGAAAGACGAAAAGAAGGAAAUAGUUGAGCUGAUGAAAAUUUGCUGGGAUGGGACACCAUCCAAAAGACCUAACUUUGAUGAAAUUGUCAAAAUCACUGCUCGUGUGUUCUCAGAUCAUGAGGAUGGAAUUGAUGCAGCCAUUGAAGAAGUCAAAUUAAAACUAGAACAAAACCAGUCAAAUGUAAGCCAUCAACAUCAUCAGACAAAUGCUGCAUCCUUGGCUUCUUUAACACUUCAAGAAAAUACAGAGGGAAAUGAUACUGUUGAUUAUGCAAGAACCAUAGAAAAGGAAAUCCCUGCCGCCGAUGAAGCAAAACAUUUGACUGAGAAAGACAAAGCAAACCUUGUUGAUGACAUGAGAGCAGAUAUAAUACAGGAAUCCACCAAUGUCAUGGCACUGGUUGAGGAGCUACGCAAGAUGAGGAUGGUUACCGGGGAAACCUAUUCUAUCAUUGAAGAAACAAAAACAAAUCAGGACAAAAUGAGGGAGAUUUUCCGAAUGGUCUUACGUCAAGGUGAUAUGGUCAAAGCUGCCUUCUAUGACGCAUUGAAAAAACACGAACCACAUAUACUAAACAGUCAUGAUGGCAGCUGAUGAUGCAUCAGGAGACCAAAGGUUUUAGUGUUUUUGUCUCUAUUAUUUAAAAAAAAAAGAUUGUUUAUAAUUUUAGAUAUGUGUUGUUGUUGUUUUUAAGUUGACAGAGUUUCCAAACAAUACCUCUCAGUAAUAGUUUAUAUUUAUCUGUCUCUGAUUCUGGGUCAAAUGCAAAGAAAAUGUAAAUUUUCAAAAACUCUCACACUGAAAUUUUCCCAUAAAUCUGAAGCAACAAGUUAUGACUUUAGGCAAAA
Molecule: messenger RNA, 1787 nt
Organism: Cyprinodon tularosa
Lineage: Eukaryota; Metazoa; Chordata; Actinopteri; Cyprinodontiformes; Cyprinodontidae
Product: receptor-interacting serine/threonine-protein kinase 3-like
Exons: 12
Coding region: 202-1533 (443 amino acids)
Biological process (GO): protein phosphorylation; signal transduction; regulation of apoptotic process
Cellular component (GO): cytoplasm
Molecular function (GO): ATP binding; protein kinase activity
Source: RefSeq, a predicted model, not a curated record